GACCGCGACAGUUCGUCUUUCUGUAACGCUCCCUCGUAUUUCUCGUGUGUGUGUUGCACACUCUUAUUCCAGUGUCUCGAUGUUUUUAUUAUAUAAUGAUAUAUACCUCUUCGUAUUUGUUCGGUAUAGUUGAUUUUGUUUCGUAUCUGUGUUUCGAAUGAAACUGAAUAUUUUCAAAAGAAAUAUAUUUAAAUAAAAACAAGAGGGAAGCAAAAUCACGAUGGAUUCCACGCGAAACAUGUGCCAUAUUAACGAACAAGAGGCAGAAGAUAAGAAAAUUGAUAAUAGACGAUUAACGCACGAGCCUGGACCGGAAGACGAGAUGGAUGAAAACGGGCCAAAGACGCUCAUAAUGGAGAUAUAUCCGUGGAUAUUACAAUUCAAGAGAAUGUGCCGAAACUCUCUCGCUCAGCGAAGCAUCUCGUCGUUAAAAAGCCUCAUGACAUUUUUCCUUCGAAAUGCUCGGCCAAGCGUCCCGGAAUGCCACACGAAACCACUCAGGGCGGAAAAAUUAAAAGAUUCCAUUGGCGAAACUUUGCUAUUUUUUUUGUAUUAUUAUCGUGACGUCGGUGAAUUAAAAGAUAGGGAUUGUUACUUGAUCGGCAUGUCCGAUCUUCUGGCUCUCUACAUCGAUAUGGAGCUCAAGGCAUCGAAAAAGGGAAAAGAACAUUACAGUAAAAUAUCGGCCAGACUCUCGUCAUGUCUUCAUGUUUAUCUAGAACAUUCGACCGAAUAUCUGUUGGAAACACUUCUAAAAGUUCAUUUCAUGAACCACAACUAUCAGGAAAUAUUGGAUCCCGUUAUGACAAAGGUAUUCAAGACUAUAGAUGAGCACCCUGACUCGAGCAUAAUGUACGUGCGCUACUUUCUCGCCUAUCGAUUAUGGAAAAAAUUGAACAAGGACGUGGCGGUUAGGAAUCAGAUAAAUAUAAUAGCUCUGACCUCUCUUGGUGUCGCACCCAGCGACUUUCCAACCUUCAUUCUCGAAUCCGUACUACCGCAAGUGCCAAAAAACCAAAAAAUAUCUACGAAAUUACUGCUCCUUCAAAAAUUUGAAAUAGAAAAGGCUUGCGAAAUGUUUUUGAACUUUUGCAACGAACAAAGAGGACAUAAAUCCAACGACGAGACGCGCUUGGCUGGAGCAAUCGUUUCUAUGCCUGAAGAGAAUAACGAUCGGCGGGAUUUGAUAACGAGUAACAAUAAUUUUUCGAACGUAACGAAUAACGUAGAUUCGUCAGUAGCGAAAACGUCAAUAAAACAAUCGUGUCUAAAAAAUUCAUUGAACAAAUCGUCCGUUAGGAAAUCGUCGAUUAGCACUAGCGUGUCUUGUUUGGGUAAAAGUAAAAAAAUCAACGACAUAGUAUUCAUAGAUCUAACGAGUGACGUCGUAACAGAAAAAGUAAUAAGAAAAAAAAAGAGUCGGAGGAAAUUGACGUGGUUGGAGAAAACGAAAAGCCGAAUCAGCUCGAAGAUCGCCAUGAAGAAAAAUUCGUCUACCGAAGAUUCGUUGCGACUUCAGGAAGAAGAAAGCGGUUUGGGUAUCGAAUCGUUGAAUAUUUCGGAGCCAACUUCACUCAAGAUUGACCAUGUCGGGGAGGAGGAAAAUGAGGCAGAAGAAAGAAGAAACGUCAAUGAAGAUGCAUUCCAAGUAAGGUCGGUCGAAAACACGGAUGAUAACGCGUGCACGAUGACGAACAGCCUCGUUAAUAAAAUCACUCCGAGUCUCGAGUGGAGUAAACUCGAGAGCGGGAAGAACGAGAAGAACGAUCGUAUAAAAGUGGACAACGUUGGAAAAGAAAAAGGAGACAUUUUGGAGGUUUCAUCGAGUCCCGUCCAAGUUUCAUCCAGCCAAGUGGAAAUGCCGAGCCUCGAUAUCGAGGCUCCUCCACGUCCCACGGAUCAAUAUUCCCGAGGCAUUAAGCUUGAUGACACGGUCGAAUUGGCAUCGUGCAACGAUGAAAAGACGAGGGAUAUUCACCGGCCGAAUAGGAAGGUAUGUACGAGCGAGCAACAAGCCUCGAAAGAUAAAACACUCGUGGAAAGGAACGUGCCACCGCCGCCACCGCCGCCACCGCCGCCACCGCCGCUGCCGUCCCAACCGGCCGUAAAGCAGGAGCGGCACCAGCAGCGUCUCGAUGCUUCCACCGAUGAAAUAAUUGAUGAGGCUGUGGUCUCGAGCGGGAUGGAAGUUCAAGUGGCUGAAUACACCUCGGAAAUAUCCCUCGUCUGUAGCGAGCCGGCCGAAAGCGAAAUGAAAAAAAUACGGGAAACGGAGUUUCAUGAUAACAUCGAUGGUUUGUCACUAUUGGCGAGUGUCUCCCAGAGAAUUUCACACUUGGCGACGACUCCGAGUCCUAUAAAUCGACCGGAAGUUAUAAAAGUCAAAAAUUACGCUUCACUGGCUAACGUUAACGUAAGGACGAACGAAGAGCCCGAAUCGUCGAGCGAGACAAUGACAUUUUUCAACAACCCCGAACGUCCGAUUACUGAAAAAAACAUCGACAUUUAUCCGGAAAGCGCGAUGGACAAAGUAGCUUAUCAAGUGGAAAUAACAUCGACCGAAGAAACCGGCUUGUAUCCGAGCUUCGAUCAAUCCAACGGUGGGCUCGUGGCGUUUUCGAAUAUUGAGGAAACUCGUUGCAAUUCUCAUUCUCAAGCGAUCGUCGACAGUACGAAUCUCGUGGAAAAAGACGACACGAACGUUAUUCUCAACGGUGAAACGGUCGUUCUCUUUCAAAAGUCGCCAAAUUCAAAUCUUUAUAUAAUAAACAAAGCGGUUGAAAAUCGUGAUCACGCUAAUGACGAAGCGGCGAAUCUGCUUCACAGAGAAAUUAACGAUCGCGUCAAUGAUACAACGGGUUUUUCUUACGAGAUUUACGACAGCAUUUAUCGCAGCCAAGUUGCCAGCUACGACAUUAAACAAUACAACAGAGAGAACAAGUCCAGACAGGAAACUCGUAGGAACAAAAUAAAGCCCGAGGUUGAAAAUAAAAUUUGCGAUUCUCUCGAAGUGACGAAAACCAUUGAAAAGCUUGACUCGAUCGAUGAUAAAACUAGGAUCAAGAGAAAAUUGAGUAGUUCUUCGAAUAUUUCACGAAGAAGAAGAAGAAGAAGAAUAAAAGAGGAAUUCAACGAAUGUACGAGCAGCAACAUUUCGAGCCGUAUAAAAACCAAUUACGGAAUGCAGUCGGACUGUUCUUCCGAGCAUCCCGAGCAAAAACACUCGAUUCACAUUCCCGUUGGACACUCGACACCCAUUUAUACGAAAUAUUCAUCGGCCACUGAAUUAUAUCUUCCUUGUCACAAAAAUUGCAGCUCGAUCGCUUGUGGCCUCUCUGUUAAUUCUCCAACGCCUAUGCGACGCGCGCAUUCUGCCAAUAACACAAGCCCAACUCCUCGAUGCAGCUGCUUGAACUGUGCCUACGACAUAAUGACUCGUUGCACCGAAUGCAUAAUUCCAAACGGCGACGCGAGGACAACCGGUAUCGAGCCUAAUUCGUAUUACGUCCCCUUGCAUUCUGGCAAAAAUUCCAACGUUCCGGAAUGUAACGGAACUUCAGUCGUAAACCGUGAUACCCUUGCAAAGAUGUACGACGAUCAAUUGGUCUGUAAUUUCGAGCAAAAUUUAUUGAACGAUGAUAAACCAUUGGAGAAUUCGAUAUACGAAUCUAAGGAUAAUUAUCAUCGCGCUGAACUGGAUAACAAACUUCCGCUUAAGAAACGAUUCAAGGCCAUCAUGGCGAUGUCCUUCGUCGAGGAUGAGCCACUGAUAAAACUUGAAAAAUUACAGAGUUACCCCGGUACGCCUAUGCUCUCGAUCGCAGCGCUACAAGCCUCCUCCCAGAAUCCGAUCAAAAGUUCUGAUUUCGUCGGAUCCAAUAAAAAUUCCCUCGGCGAUGAACUCUCGGUGAAACUUGACAACCCGCUCGAUCGUCCGAACUCUCUAUCCGGAGAAAUGGUACGCAAAGACCAUCCAAAAGAAAUGAUUUUCGUGACGCCGCCCUCGCCGCCGCCUAUCCCGGGAUCGAUACAGACCACCACCUCCUCCCAACGAUCCAGUGCCAAACGAAAACGAUCGCAGAAUCCCGCGGACAUGAACGAACCCGAUGGUACAGACUACGUGAAAACGAUGAAAAGCCCCCCCGCGGACUCUUACAAACGUUCUCCAACCAAAUCACUAUCCAGGAUUACCGAUAAAUCCGAUAGAGAAACAGAAACGGUUAUGUCCAAGAAAAAAAAAUCAACCAGGCAAACUCGAAGCUCCAAAAGGAACGUUCCAAAGGUUAAUUAUAUUUAUACCGAUGGCGAUUCUGACUGGAAUCCGUCCGGUGCCGGUGUUACUGAAAAUUCUCUCAACAAACGGAAACGCAAAAGAACAAGUCGAUGAUCGUUGUUGUUAAACUACCCGAGCAAUGCUUCUCUUUUUACUUAUUUUUCCAUCGUUUUAUUAAUCCGCCGGAACAGCAACAAUUCAGGGGUGAUUUUUAUGAACGUUUUCGGGCACACAUCGUACAAGAAAGAAAUUUAACAUGUACGUUCGCUCGUUUGAGAAAAUUGCGGAAACGAGGAGAAUGAUUUUUCAGAGCAAGCAUUAACGGGAACACUCGCACCUGACCGUUCGCAAGGCUGUGCUAUUUUACAAGAUAUUCAACAAAAACAAUUGUACAUAAUAUUCAAUGUAAAUACUAAGUAAUUUUAACAUACGAGACUUUUCAACGAUUAAGAAUCAUCGCAAAUUUCUUGUCGGAAUUCCCAUUUUUUAUUUUCGCCAAUAGUGAAACAAAUUCAUCCAACAUUUCAAUGAACGAUGUCUCUGCUGUGUCGAUAAAAAGAAGUACUCCCGGAAUAUUGUCGCAUUCCCGACGACUACGCACGUCCGUUUCUCUGUUUCUAGAGAAUGAAAAACCUGACCGCUCAUAUAUAUUUCUCGAAUAACAAAAUUCUCAAGAUCAAAUUUUUAAACGAGAUUAUCUAUAUAGACAAAAGUUUGAGAGAGAGAGCAAGAAAAUCAAGCUUCGGACAAGAAAAAUGUACAAAAUAUCGGUCUUGGAUGAUCAUUGUUAACUCUAAAUAAUACAAAAUUAUGAUUAUUCAAUAGAAACAGUAAAAAUGCGCGAAACGUAAUAUUAUAAAAUGCAAAGCAGUCAAAAUGUCUUUACCGGUAUGAUAAAAAUAUGAGCUAUUUCGAUACCAUGUGUUGUUCGAUACGCUGUGAACUCAUUACGUAGCUCUGGUCACAAGGUGAGUCGUUAUUGACAAAAUUUUCAAAAUAUUUAUAUUCAUCGAUAUUGCAUUAUAAAAUAAAAUUCUGAAUAAGAAGAAGAUGUGAGAAAAGCUGACGUAAACAUAUUUGAUCAAACGAAUGAGCUAAUUUGCCUGCCAUCAGAAAAUCGAUGAGAAAAACAUGAAAAAUCAACCAGUACGGUGAUAAUACAAUAGACCAUUGCGAAAAGACGAAACAAAGUUCAUAAAAAAAAAAAAAGAAGAACCCGUGAAAAGCUCAUUAAUUUUAACGUGAUGAUUA
Venturia canescens is the source of this 5524-nucleotide messenger RNA. RefSeq lists its product as uncharacterized. The record is from RefSeq and is a predicted model, not a curated record. The transcript is spliced from 6 exons. Lineage: Eukaryota; Metazoa; Arthropoda; Insecta; Hymenoptera; Ichneumonidae. Bases 221 to 4387 code for a protein of 1388 amino acids.